Molecule: messenger RNA, 3399 nt
Organism: Drosophila pseudoobscura
Lineage: Eukaryota; Metazoa; Arthropoda; Insecta; Diptera; Drosophilidae
Gene: rin
Product: ras GTPase-activating protein-binding protein 2
Exons: 5
Coding region: 578-2668 (696 amino acids)
Cellular component (GO): ribonucleoprotein complex; cytosol
Molecular function (GO): mRNA binding
Source: RefSeq, a predicted model, not a curated record
UGCCAUGUAGUAACUUGAGCAAAUGCUAAAUCAGUAAAAGCAAUAUUUAUUAAGUAAAAAGCUUGAAUAAACAUCCGGAAAGAACGUCGGCUCUCUUCUCCACUUGACCAAUUUCAUUGCGUUUGCGAUUAUUUUCUACAGAAAUCAGACAAAAAUAACGCAUUGUAACUUAAUUAACCAACAACUGUGAUCGCCAACAUCGGAAAAAGCAAACGUAAAGCACGAGCGGAAUUGCCAACUUUUCACGAAACUAGGCCGCGAGCAAACCCUCCCUAUCGCUCACCAACCAUUUCUCCCGUGCUUCAGCUUCAUACAAAAUUCUGUGAACCAAGUGCUCUUCGCCACAGCAGUAGCCACUAAGUGCAAAUUUCUUCGAUUUCGGACAAUCAAGCAAAUCCAACCACUCAAAAGCAAUACCUAGUGCAUUAGUAACGUUCCCAAGUAGACGGACAACAGCAGCAGGGGCCUUCAAACGUCGCAAAGAUAAAAUAAUUUAAUACCGAAUACGCAUUGUGUUGAGACUCCAUAGCGCAUUACGAGCAGCAGAAGUAACCGAUAUCUUAAGAGGACCCUAGCAAUGGUCAUGGAUGCGACCCAAUCGCAGCAGCCUUCACCGCAGUCGGUGGGACGCGAGUUCGUGCGUCAGUACUACACGCUUCUAAACAAGGCGCCCAACCACUUGCACCGCUUCUACAACAACCACUCGUCGUACAUCCACGGCGAGUCGAAGCUGGUGAUUGGCCAACGCGACAUCCACAAUCGCAUUCAGCAGCUGAACUUCAAUGACUGCCACGCCAAGAUCAGCCAGGUGGACGCGCAGGCAACGCUGGGCAACGGCGUCGUCGUCCAGGUGACUGGAGAGCUCUCCAAUGACGGGCAGCCAAUGCGCCGCUUCACCCAGACCUUCGUGCUGGCCGCUCAGUCGCCCAAGAAGUACUAUGUGCACAACGACAUCUUCCGAUACCAGGAUCUGUACAUCGAGGACGAGCAGGACGGUGAAUCGCGAUCGGAGAACGACGAAGAACACGAUGUGCAGGUGCAAGUGGGCACCUCUGUAGAUCAGGCCGUCCAGGUCGUGGGAGACGUGGCCCAGCCGGCACCACAACAGCUUCCUGCCCAGGCUCAGGUGGUGGUGGCCCAGCAGCAGCAGGUCGCUUCCGGAGCUGCCGGAGGUGUUGCGCCGCAGCAAAUCUUCUACCCUCUACCGGCUGGCGGCACCACUGGACGCCCUCAUGCUGUGCUGCCACCAGCCCCCCAGGCGGCCGCCGUGUCCUUGCCGGCCCAGUUUGCAGCUCAGCAACAGCCCAUCCAGAACGGAGUUGUGUCGCACGAGGAGCUGCAGCAACAGCAGGUGCCACCCCAGGCCAUAGUGACGCCCAGUGCCUCGCCUCUGGUGCAGCAGCAGCCGAGUAAUGUAGCGACAGUCUUGCCUUCGACAGUGGGCAUCGUGCCAGUGCAGUCCACGAGCUUCCAGCAGUCGCCUCUGGUGGCUCCUCAGCUCAUUCAACAGCAGCAGCAGCCGGCUCAGCUACCGCCACAGCAGCCCAUUCAGCAGCAGCCGCUGGUGGAGCCCGAGGAACCCGUCAACACGACCAUCGUCAGCCAGAGCAUUAACGAGAUUCCACCUCGGCAGCAGCAGAAGCCCCCCACUCCCGUCGAGGACUUCAAAACGAUUCACGAGCAGCAGCAGCAGGAGAAGUACGAGGCGGCCAAACAGCAGCAGAACGAGCCCAAGACCUACGCCAAUCUAUUCAAGUCCACCUCCUCUUCGCCCAGCGGCUUCGUCAACGCUGUCCUGCAGCAACAGCAGCAGCUUCAGCAGCAGCAGCAGCAGUCGAUCAGCAACACGUACACGUCCUCAUCCGCAGGUGUCGGUAGUGGAAACGGCCAAGUGAGCUACUCGACCACAGCUUCCUCGUACAACAACACCAAUGGAAACUCGCGUCUGGAUAACGGCGGACCACUGCCCCAGCGGAAUAACUCGAUCAGGAACAACAAUAAGAGUGGUGACUUUGAACAGCGUCGUCCGAGCAAUUCUCAGCAAUUCGGUGACAAUCAACAGCUGUUUUUGGGCAACAUACCACAUCACGCAAGCGAGGAGGAGUUGCGUGAGCUAUUCUCGCGCUUCGGAAACGUGUUGGAGCUGCGCAUUCUGUCCAAGGCUGGCAACAAGGUGCCACCGGGCAUGCGUAGUCCCCUGAACUACGGCUUUCUUACCUAUGACGAUCCCGAGGCUGUGCAAAAGUGCCUGUCCAACUGCCCCCUGUACUUCCCUGAGAACUCGCCCGAUGGUCAAAAACUCAACGUGGAGGAGAAAAAACCUCGCAUUCGUAACGAUAUGGGCCCACGUCAAUCCAUCGGAGGCAAUAGCCUCAACAGCAACAUGGGUGGACGUCUGGGUGGGAAUAACGGACCACAAUCGCGACCAAUGGGCAAUAACAACAAUGGAACCGGUGGUAUAAUGCGCAACAACGCCGGCGGCGGUGGCAACAAUUUGCGCACUGGAGGAGGAGGUAACGGAGCCCCACGUCUGGGCGGCGGGGGCUUCGGGCCACGCAACGACAACCGAAGCGGCGGGGGUAGCAGUCAGUCCAACGGACCGCUGCGCGGUGCCGGCAACGGACAGACUGGUGGUGGUGGUGGCGGUGGCAACUACGGCCGUCGCUAAAGCAGGUGUCGCAGUCGCCAGUGCAGAAACAACAGAAACACCAACACCAACAACAACAACCCAACGUUUAGAACAUCGACUUCUUCCACAAUGCAAUCAAUUAAAUACAUUCAGCAUCGCCUGCAUCCACACACACUCACAAACCCACACACAGGCAUACACACAACAAAGUCAAUCAGACACCCUGUAGUCGGAUCAAGAAAAAGUAAAAAUGUAAGAAGAGCAACAACAGAACAGCUUGCUUCAGGCGUAUGCGUAUAGCUGCACAAAUCGAAUGACACAAGCUUCGGGGCCUUAGUCCUUAACCUUAGUUCAAUUGGGUCUGAGCCCGCUUAUCAGCCAGUUCGUGCCAAAAGAAAACCAAAAUUUAUGUGCAAAUCUUUGUUGUGAAUCGAAAAAACCAGAAAGGCCCCCAUCUUUUCACCGCACUCAAUGUGUAUUAUGUUUAAGUCUCAGUCAUGCAGCCCACACCACAAUCAUCCACACACACGAAACAAACACAAACACACAUACAAACACAUACUAGCAUAAAUUUAAUUCUUAAUUUGAGCUCUCGUUCGGCUAAUCAUCUUCGAAAUGUAACCCAAAAAACAACCGAAGUUUGCAUGCAAAUUGGCAAAUCAGAAAGGAUGUGGGGGAGAAAUGCAAAUCUUUUUCGUUUGUUUGUCAUUAAAUACAACAUUUACUUAAGCUAAAUGAAGAGGAAAUAAAGAAAAACUUAAAGAAACUUA